UCUUUGAAUUUAAAUUAUACAAUGUCGGAGAAAAUUACGAAAAAUUCACAGCUGUCAGUGCAGUCGUUGAAUUCUUCAGAGUAUGCAACCACUCCCAAUCAAUUGGAGUCCCUAUUGGAGAUUAGUAGUAGUUCUGUCAAUAAUAUUGCCAGCUCAAAACCAAUACCUAAUGAGAAAGAAGUAAAGCGUAUUGUGUUGAAAACAUUGGAACAGUUGCAAUCAAACUUUGAGCUCGGAGAUGUUAAUACACUGAUGAAUCUGAUUGUUCCCAAGGUGCUUUUGGAUCUGCAAUCUCAUGAAAAUCUGCACGAGGAAGUGCAGAGUAUUAAACAGUCACUAAAUUCUCACCUACAACACUCUAAAGUUGUCAGCGAAGACAUUGCUGAAAUCUUUCUAGACUUACACAACAUUUAUUCAAAGCUAGAGAAGAUUGAUAAGCAUGAGAAGAAGAUGACAAAUGAUAAAAAAUUCAUGAAACGCAUAUCAGAAGCUAACGAAUUCUUGAAAUCUACCAAGCAUUACAUCAAUAAUGAUGAGCGCCAAUUGGGAGGAACCUCGGAUACGUUUGCCACUUCAUCGACCCCCAAUGUCACAUCCUCCAGCCGAACAGAUGACAAUAUUUCCAGCAGCGAUGCGAUAAAGGCCGAUAAACGCACUUUUCUCACCAAUAUGAUCAUGGUUAAGAAGUCGGACUACUCUCUAGAACUUAAUCGCAAUAAGCAGUUCUAUACGGAAGCCGAAAGAGCCCUAAAGUCUACAACAAAAGCCACUAAUGAUUCAUCCUAAGAGUACUUGUUAUUUGAAUAAUAAAAUGUGAACUACACAACAUUGAAUAAU
Drosophila innubila is the source of this 837-nucleotide messenger RNA. RefSeq lists its product as uncharacterized. The transcript has a single exon. Bases 22 to 786 code for a protein of 254 amino acids. The record is from RefSeq and is a predicted model, not a curated record. Lineage: Eukaryota; Metazoa; Arthropoda; Insecta; Diptera; Drosophilidae.